Truncatella angustata is the source of this 267-nucleotide messenger RNA. RefSeq lists its product as uncharacterized. The transcript has 3 exons. Bases 1 to 267 code for a protein of 88 amino acids. The record is from RefSeq and is a predicted model, not a curated record. Lineage: Eukaryota; Fungi; Ascomycota; Sordariomycetes; Amphisphaeriales; Sporocadaceae.
AUGGCAGCGGACGACCGGCCGCUCUUGAUGCAGAUGCUGUCGAUGGUGACCACCGCUGCAAUCUCGGGUGUGGACGACAACUUUGCCAUGCAACUCAACGGCACGAAACAGCUACAGCGCACUCGCAGGCUAUGGAUGCUAGGCUCAUUCUCGCCGUGGACUGGCACCAAGAAUGACGCCCAGCGCGAGGAAGGCGGCGUCGUCGAGUAUGGCAGCUGCUACGAAUACAUGUACAGGAUCAUACCCGCUAUCGCACUAGCAAUCUAG